Messenger RNA from Globicephala melas (long-finned pilot whale), 1228 nucleotides. It is a transcript of the gene CDKN3, whose product is annotated as cyclin dependent kinase inhibitor 3. NCBI's taxonomy places the organism in Eukaryota, Metazoa, Chordata, Mammalia, Artiodactyla, Delphinidae. The record is from RefSeq and is a predicted model, not a curated record. Gene Ontology annotation, biological process: protein dephosphorylation. Gene Ontology annotation, molecular function: protein tyrosine phosphatase activity.
AGUGAGCUGAGCUGAGGGGCAGAGGGCGCGGGGCGGAGGUUGAAACGCUGGUGCUGCCCGAGGUAGGAGGAGGCCGGUCUGGUUGUCUGGCGGCCAGCUAUGAAGCCGCCUAGUUCAGUGCAAACAAGUGAGUUUGACUCAUCAGACGAAGAGCCUAUUGAAGACGAACAGACUCCAAUUCAGAUAUCAUGGCUACCCCUAUCACGAGUGAACUGUUCUCAAUUUCUUGGUUUAUGUGCUCUUCCAGGUUGUAAAUUUAAAGGUGUUAGAAGAAAUAUCCAAAAAGAUACAGAAGAACUAAAGAGCUAUGGUAUACAAGACAUAUUUGUUUUCUGCACCAGAGGGGAACUGUCAAAAUAUAGAGUUCCAAACCUUGUGGGCCUCUACCAUCAGUAUGGAAUUAUCACUCAUCAUCAUCCGAUUCCAGAUGGAGGGACUCCUGACAUAGCCAGCUGCUGUGACAUAAUGGAGGAGCUUGAAAUCUGCCUUAAAAAUAACCGAAAAACCUUAAUACACUGUUAUGGAGGACUUGGGAGAUCCUGUCUUGUAGCCGCUUGUCUCCUCCUAUACCUGUCUGACACAAUAUCACCGCAGCAAGCCAUCGACAGCCUGAGGGACCUGAGAGGCUCUGGAGCAAUACAGACCAUAAAGCAAUAUAAUUAUCUUCAUGAGUUCCGGGACAAACUAGCUGCACACCUAUCAUCGAGAGAUUCACUAUCAAGAUCUGUAUCUAGAUAAAAGAAUUUCAAAUAGCAUAUAUAUAUGACCAUGGCAGAAAUUUGAGUUCUCUAACAUUCGUAUUGAAAUGAAACUACUAUUGUUAUCAAAUGGAAUGAAAUGAAUGUAGAUGUAUAUGUGCAGAUAUUCUUAAAGCUUUUAUUGACAAAUUUCAUUGUGUCUCUUUCAUCUCUUAUAGGAGAUAGAAAAACUGGUAUACAAUAUUCCUUUUAAAAAUGCACUAGCUGCUCUGAUAUAUUUUACCUGGAGGCAAUGCUGAAAAAAGCAUAUGGAAAAAUAUAUUUUUAUUUUUUUACCACACUCUUACCUCAUAUCAUCAGUAACUACUGGGUAGCGUAUGACAUAGUAAUACAUAUGAAAAUUGGUAUGAGUAGCCAUGCUAAAAUUAUUUAAAUAACUCUUACCCUCUAUUCCUCUGAAAAUUUCUCCCACUGUUUUCUCUACUUCAUAGACAUACAGAAUUGUGAGGGAUCCUUUGAAUCACCUCGUC